AUGGAUGCCUACUCGGGAUACAAUCAUAUCCCCAUGUAUGAGCCUGAUCAGGAGCACACCUCCUUCAUCACAGACAGAGGCCUAUAUUGUUACAUUGGCAUGCCCUUCGGACUCAUCAAUGCAGGAGCAACCUACCAGAGGUUAGUAAACAUGAUGUUCAAGGAUCAAAUCGGAAAAACCAUGGAGGUGUACGUGGACGACAUGUUUUUCAAAUCCAAGAAAGCCGACGACCAUGUGUCUCACUUGUCAGAUAUGUUCGAGAUCCUAAGGAAAUAUAGGAUGAAGCUCAACCCCCAGAAGUGUGUUUUCGGAGUGGAAUCAGGAAAGUUCCUCGGCUUCAUGGUCAACCACCGAGGUAUCGAGGCCAACCCCGCGAAGAUCAAAGCCUUGUUAGAUAUGAAGUCCCCGACCAACGUCAAACAGGUACAAAGCUUAACCGGGAGGAUAGCUGCUCUAAACAGGUUUGUGUCGAAGUCCUCAGAAAAAUGCAAAGAGUUCUUCAAGGCCGUGAAGGGCGCAUCCAAGGACUUUGAAUGGACAGUAGAAUGUGAAGACGCUUUUGUGAAAAUCAAAAAACACUUGGGCGAGCAACCCCUCUUAGCUAAACCUAAUGAAGGUGAGACGCUCAUACUCUACCUGGCUGUCUCAGACUAUUCCAUUAGUGCCGUGUUAGUGAAGGAGGACGCGGAAGGUCAGUCCCCGGUCUACUAUGUAAGUAAAAGGUUGUUGGAUGUAGAGACUCGUUACACGAGUAUGGAAAAGUUGGUGUAUGCGCUAGUACAUGCAUCCCGAAAGCUACGACUUUACUUUCAAGCGCACAAGGUAGAGGUUAGAACCGCGUACCCUCUUCGACAGAUCAUGCACAAGCCAGAAGUCACAGGCACCCCCGAAGAAGGUAUCCCUGAGCUAUGGUGGGUGUUGCACACCGACGGGGCAGUAAACAACGAUGGAGCAGGUGCAGGUAUAGUGUUGGUAAGCCCCGAAGGACAUAGGCUCUUGAAUGCGAUUCACUUCACCUUCCAACUAUCUAACAAUGACGCGGAAUAUGAAGCGUUGGUUGGAGGCCUGAAACUAGCUCUCGAGAUGAAGGUGAGACGCCUCGUGGUAAAGCUUGACUCGAUGUUGGUGGUAGAGCACAUCAAAGGAGGAUAUCAAGCUAAGGGACCCAAGACGGCUAUGUAUCUCAGAUGCGUCCAGAGGCUGCUAGAUCAGUUCGAAGAGGUGCAAGUGAAUAGUGUACCUCGGGAAUUCAAUGGAGACGCCGACGCCUUAGCAAAGUUGGGAUCUCAGAAAGACGCAGCCCUAUUAGGAGUAAUUCGCUUGGAAAUCCAGGAGAUACCUAGCAUCCCGGAGUUAGAUGUCAUGGAAGUGGAAGGUAACGCUAAGGGUCCAACAUGGAUGACCCCGAUAUGGGAGUUCAUCAAAGAAGGAAUAUUACCCGAAGAUAAGGCUGAAGCUCGGAGGCUAAGAUACAAAGCGACCAGGUAUGUGGAAUAUGAUGGCAAGCUAUAUAAGAGGGGCUUCAACCAACCAUCACUGAAGUUUAUAGACGGUGACGAGUGCACCUAUGUGAUGAGGGAGGUCCACGAAGGCAUAUGUGGGAAUCACUCGGGAGGCAACUUGUUAGCUAUGAAGAUUCUGAGACAAGGGUACUAUUGGCCUACCUUAAGGAGUGACGCUUUCGAAUUUGCCAGGGCAUGUGACAAGUGCCAACGGUUCGCCAACUUUACCCAUAACCCAGCCACAUCCUUAACCAGCAUGACCAGUCCUUGGCCUUUUGCCAUGUGGGGGAUAGACUUGAUUGGGGAGCUUCCUAAAGCCAUGGGAGGUGUGAAGUAUGCAGUGGUGGCUGUGGAUUACUUUACCAAGUGGGCGGAAGCCGCGCCCUUAGCUACCAUCACAGCCAAAAAGAUUAAAGAUUUUGUUUCUAACUCUAUUGUGUGCAGGUUUGGAAUUCCUUACAAGCUGAUCUCAGACAACGGAAAGCAAUUCGACAGCAAGGAGCUGAGAGGCCUUUGCGAUGACCUUGGAAUUAAGAAGGACUUCUCAGCGGUGUACCAUCCUCAGAGCAACGGGCAGACAGAGGCGGUGAACAAAAUCAUCAAACACACCUUGAAGACAAAGUUAGAGGAUAGCAAGGGGAACUGGCCAGAGGAACUCCCAAUGGUGCUAUGGUCUUACAACACAACUCCUAGAACUACGAAUGGGGAGUCACCGUUUGUGUUAGCGUAUGGAUGUGAGGCCAUGGUCCUUAUAGAAGUCGGAGCUGGAUCGUUCAGAAGAGAUUACUUUGAAAAGGUAGACAACGACGCCAACCAGAGACUAUACUUGGACAUGAUCGAGGAAAUUAGAGCUACGUCGCAGAUACGGCUAGCCACUUAUCAGCAAAGGACGGCAAGGUACUACAACAGCAAAGUGAAGGCACAUCCGUUCCAGGUUGGAGAUCUCGUUCUCAGGAAGGUUGUACUCAACAACAAAAACCCUCAACAUGGAGUCUUCGGUGCUAACUGGGAAGGCCCUUAUUGGGUGAAGGUCAUUCUAUGGAAAGGAACCUACAGGUUGGAAGACCUAGAAGGAAAACCCGUUCCGCGCCCUUGGAAUGCGGAACACCUAAAGAAAUACUACCAGUAG
This is a messenger RNA of Daucus carota subsp. sativus, 2631 nucleotides long. RefSeq lists its product as uncharacterized. The transcript is spliced from 2 exons. Gene Ontology annotation, molecular function: RNA-DNA hybrid ribonuclease activity; nucleic acid binding. NCBI's taxonomy places the organism in Eukaryota, Viridiplantae, Streptophyta, Magnoliopsida, Apiales, Apiaceae. Bases 1 to 2631 code for a protein of 876 amino acids. Gene Ontology annotation, biological process: DNA integration. The record is from RefSeq and is a predicted model, not a curated record.